Messenger RNA from Fulmarus glacialis (Northern fulmar), 2425 nucleotides. RefSeq names its product PHD and RING finger domain-containing protein 1-like. The record is from RefSeq and is a predicted model, not a curated record. Lineage: Eukaryota; Metazoa; Chordata; Aves; Procellariiformes; Procellariidae. The transcript has 11 exons. Bases 6 to 1598 code for a protein of 530 amino acids.
AUCACAUGGAAUGCCUUAAUCCACCUCUGAGUGAAGUCCCUGUAGAUGAAUGGUUCUGUCCAGCCUGUGCCCCCAUGGGUGUCAGUGCUGCUGCAGAUCAUGUCAGUGAAGAAGAGAUUGCUGCCCUCGUGGCUGAUGUUACUCCUACCACCAGUAGGCUACGCCCUCACGUCCGAACCCGAGCUAUAGCCAGAACUCGGCAGAGCGAACGAGUUAGGGCAACAGUGAACAGAAACCGGAUAACAACAGCGCAACAAAUUCAGCACGUGCCAAGGUACCUCAUGUCCUCUCUUCUGGAUGAAACCAUUGAGGCAGUUGUAGCAGGCCUAAACACAGCCAUCUACCAGCGUCCUCUUGCACCGCGGGCUCCUACUAGGCAGAAAAGAAAAACAGGUAGGAGGAGGAAAGUAGGAGGCAAAAAAAGAACUCAGACAAAAUCUUCUGCUGGGAAGAAGAAUUCAGGGACACAGCAGAAGAGACGCAAGCAUCUGAGAAAGAAGAGAAGGGGGAAAAAGAUGAGAGUAAGAUCACAUGUGAAAAAUGAGGUUACUAGUCGCUCCCGUAUUGCAAGAACUCUCGGUCUUAGUAAACCUGUGCGUGGGGCCUCGCUUCCUUCCAUGUACAAACCACCGGAGCCAUCACUUGGUCUGAUGAGAUCAGAUAUCGGUGCAGCUUCUCUGUCUGUGUUUGGAGAUCCAUAUGAGCUGGAUCCUUAUGAAAGUAACGAAGAGGUUCCAGCAAAUCCAGAUUCACCAGUGAGUGCCAAAAGGAGAGUUCUCUCCCAGUCAGCACUGAGGUCUCACCGUCCUGUAGCUAGACCUAUUUCUGUGGGACUUCCCAGAAGCAGUGUACCUGCCUUGAGUCCUGAUCAAGAAGCAGAAGCUGCCCCUGUGCCUGAUCUGUUGGGAAGUAUCCUGUCUGGACAGAGCUUUCUCAUGAUGAGUAGUUCGGAUGUGGUCAUCAACAGAGAUGGUUCGCUGACGGCGAAGAAGGCAGGGAUGCCAUUUUACAAACUUCAGCGAGCAAAAGAAGGGGCCUGGAAAGCAGAGGACUUGAACCAAACGUUAAAUCAGGUGUACUGUCAAAAUAUACCUUUGACGCCACCUCUGCCCUCAAGCCUUCCCCCCUAUGCCCCUGUCAGCCAGCCCACGGUUCAGUUUAUCAUGCAGGGUAGCCUUCCAGCGCUUGGCUGCAUGGCAGGACAGAGCCUGACUCCGGAGCCGGGCAGCCUGGCUACUGCAUCUGAACCAGGAAUCCAAGCUGCUUCUGUUGGAAACGCAGAGGAAAAGAUCAAAGCACCCAAACCUCCAGUGGAUAAAACAAAAAACGAGGAAUACAUGAAGAAGCUUCACAUGCAGGAAAGGGCUGUGGAAGAAGUGAAACUUGCUAUUAAACCUUUUUACCAGAAGAGGGAGAUUACAAAGGAGGAGUACAAGAACAUUCUUCGAAAAGCAGUGCAAAAGAUCUGCCACAGCAAAAGUGGAGAGAUCAACCCUAUGAAGGUAGCUAAUCUGGUGAAGGCAUAUGUGGAAAAAUACAAACAUAUGAGGAAACAUAAGAAAUCUGAUGGUGAAGAUCCACGUGAAGUGGAAAACUGAGAGCAAGCCGCAGCCAGCAUGACUUGGACUGAACUUACUCUGGCUGCGAACCCCAUGCCAGAGGGAAUAAUAGAUCUGCAGUUGCAUCUCAUUGAAAAUAAAGUGCAGAAAAGCAAGAUUAUAAUAGGACUUAUCUGCGGAACCUUCUUUUGAAUUGUUUCCAUAUGGGAAUGAACUUGAGUUUUUUUGAAUUACCUACUGUAGAACUAAAUAACAAUCACAUGCCUCAGACCAGCAGAGUAAUUCGAGGGGAAACACAGAAGAGAUUAAUGUUUGGGACUCCCGGAUUGCUACAGUUUUCAGGGUUACUUUGAUCACAUUUUUGGGCUGUGCACCUGUCUUGCUAAAAGUUUGAAACUGGACACCACUUUUCAUAUACAGUAUAUUGAGAGCUCUAUACUGUUUCCCUUGUGUUUAUUUAUCGAAAUAUGGAUUGUCUUUAGAAACUUCUGAUUUAAUACUUGAAAUGUUGUAUUUUUAGCCCGUUUGAUGGUGAGCGAAGUUUUACUCGCUCUGUCAUUUGGGGAUUGCAGAAAUGAGCUAACCUUUAUAAACUGAGUUCAGAAACACUGCUCAAGCCAUGGUGUUUAUUUACGUUCUGUUGGAAGUAUCUUGUUAGUGAAAAGUUUAAUUUCGGGGUGGGAGACUGUGUUGCACUUCUGUAAAUAAUGCACUGAUGGCUGGUUUUGUGUCUGCCUUUUAGGAAAAAACGAAACAAAAAGCAAGCAUUGUGAAUUUUCAGUAACAAGCUGGAGGGAUAAGGUUGAACUGAUGUACAAAGCAGAAAUGUGACAGAAUUUAUAAAGUUAUUUUGAAUGGUUUUAGUC